AUGAAGGGGGAUCUUCCCCCGCGCCCAGCGACAUCCCGUCUGGCCGAUCCUGACCCCUCGCUGCGGUACAUUCCCAUCGGAGUAAGGAGGCAGGAUCGAGCCCUGGCUGGAUUAGCACCAGAAUCAAUUGGUAUUGAGUUGCUGGAGAAGUCACAUUGCUGCUCUCCCCAACGGGCCGGAGUAGCUGCGGGUUAUGAAACGGGACAAAUAAAAGAGGAGUGCUGCAAGACCGGCCGCCUGACGACUUCGUGGACGGAGGAGGACGUCAACGACAACACGCUUUUUAAGUGGAUGAUAUUUAAUGGGGGAGCUCCAAACUGCAUCCCGUGCAAAGAAACAUGCGAGAAUGUGGACUGUGGACCCGGGAAGAAAUGUAAAAUGAACAAGAAGAACAAACCUCGGUGUGUUUGUGCUCCGGAUUGCUCUAAUAUCACUUGGAAGGGUCCCGUGUGUGGCUUAGAUGGGAAAACCUACAGGAACGAGUGUGCCCUUCUCAAAGCCAGAUGUAAAGAACAGCCCGAACUUGAAGUCCAGUAUCAGGGCAAAUGCAAAAAGACUUGUAGGGAUGUUUUAUGCCCCGGCAGCUCCACCUGUGUGGUUGACCAAACUAACAAUGCCUACUGUGUGACAUGUAAUCGAAUUUGCCCAGAGCCUACCUCCCCUGAACAGUAUCUCUGCGGGAAUGACGGCAUCACUUACGCCAGCGCCUGCCACCUGAGGAAAGCUACUUGCCUGCUGGGCAGAUCCAUUGGAUUAGCCUACGAAGGAAAAUGCAUCAAAGCCAAAUCCUGUGAAGACAUUCAGUGCAGUGCUGGGAAGAAGUGCUUGUGGGAUUUUAAGGUUGGCAGAGGUCGGUGCGCCCUCUGCGAUGAGCUAUGCCCUGAAAGCAAGUCAGACGAGGCAGUCUGUGCCAGCGAUAACACCACUUACCCAAGUGAGUGUGCCAUGAAAGAGGCAGCCUGCUCCAUGGGUGUGCUUCUAGAAGUAAAGCACUCUGGAUCUUGCAACUCCAUUAAUGAAGACCCAGAGGACGAAGACGAAGAUGAAGACCAGGACUACAGCUUUCCUAUAUCUUCCAUUCUAGAGUGGUAAAAGCUCCAUCACUUAUUGGAACAGCCAUUGGGCACGAAAUCAAUGUCCAUACUGUACAUAAGUGUAUGCCUAUUUAUUUUGGGGAGAAAAAAAAAGUAUACAUAUAGUUGAGUCUCGUAGACAUUUAUUUAUACUGUGUCAUGUUUUAUAAUUUAUACAUAAAAUGUCUGGUUGACUGUACACCUUGUUUUUUGAAGAAAUUUAUUCGUUACGGGAAGAGCAGUGUUAUUUAUUGUGAGGUCUCUUGCUUGUAAAGUAAAGCUUUUCUUUUUUCUUGCAAACUAUAAAAGUCCAUUCCUUAGAGCUUACCCACAUGAUCUCAGCUCUUUGUUUCACUGAUGUUAACUCUUUUCCACUUUAACGAACUUGCAUGUUGGUUUCUGUUAUGUUUAUUUAUUGGAUUUUCUUCUUGCCGGUUCUGUAUGUAAAAGAUCCUCGGGUUUUUGUUUACAAGGAAUCUUGACUGACCAAAAGGCGUUGUAACUGAUUUAAGUAUACUUCCAGGGUGCAGUGAGGCAAUCUUUAAGGAAACUUCUUCCACUUCACUUUUCUCUGCUUCUGAUCACAUCAUGUACUGAAGUGAUCUCAAUGUUCUGAGCGUUUAUACUGUACUAUACGAAUUCCAGACCCAAAGAAAUCGGAUUAUGAAGGUUGUUAACUACAGGGCUAACUGUAAUAAGAAUAAAGGUUUUAUUUUAUUUUUAUCGUUUGGGGGUUUUCUUGUUACAUGCAUAACUGUUUUAUCAGGUGUUUCCUUUAAGAUGGUCUUGCAGUACCACUUUCAAAGUUUUCUUUCCCAAUCAGUGUGUCACUAAAAGUUAUAUCAAAGCUUUAUCAGUUCAAGUUUCUUGCUUUUCAUAAUACUUUUUUUCUGAUGCAAUUUUAUAUUUUCAAACAUGGCGAGUUAAAUAUAAAUUCAUUUAAAUAUAUAGUUUUGUACUUUUCUACCAUGUAAAUGUGCAAUGUAUAUAAAAGUUAUAAUGUGUAUUUGUAAAUAAAUGAUGAGUGAAAAAAAAAAUAAAAUGGAAUUUUCC
Messenger RNA from Nestor notabilis (Kea), 2126 nucleotides. Its product is annotated as follistatin-like. The record is from RefSeq and is a predicted model, not a curated record. The transcript has 7 exons. NCBI's taxonomy places the organism in Eukaryota, Metazoa, Chordata, Aves, Psittaciformes, Psittacidae. The coding region runs from base 1 to 1092 and encodes 363 amino acids. Gene Ontology annotation, molecular function: protein binding; activin binding. Gene Ontology annotation, biological process: negative regulation of activin receptor signaling pathway; cell differentiation; multicellular organism development.